AACGGUCAAAACAAUUAACAAGCCCCCACAAGCACGCAUACCCAACGUUCACUCUCCUCCGUCUCCUCCUCCUAACGGUUACAUUUACUUCCCCACUGUGUCCCUUCCAAAAUCAUCCAUAGCAUAACCCCCCCACCACAAAAGCUCCUUCUCUCUCUCUCUCUCUCUCUCUCCCCCCACUGAACUUCUUCUUCUUCUGUUCUCUCUCUCUCUGUUUGUGUGUCUUAUGGAACCAGCGAAGAUCGAUUGGAAAAACAUCGAGUCGAAAUUUGUAGAGGACAAGCUUUACGAGCACAUUAACGCUCCCAAAUGGUUCGAUUUCUUGGCACCCCUGAACGACUCUGUGGACGACGACGCUUGGUUCUGUAGGCCCGAUUGCAACCACCCAAAGACAGCUCAAGAUUUUCUCAACUUCACUCCUUCUAAGCUUUCAAGCGCAGCUGAUUUCUCUGAAAUCCCUCCACUUGGUGACAGAAACCUAAGAGAGGCAAAGUUGAAGAGAAGAGCUUUGACUCACGCUUGGACUUCGCCAAGUAGUAAUUCCAAAUUCAAUGAAGAUGGUGAAAAUCAGAAUCCAAACCUAUCAACUCCUCCAAAUAUCGUUGCCAAAACCAUCAAGUCCGCAAUCAAAUCAAGUACAGAGAAGACUGAACCCAUUGAUGGUGCUUCUUCUUACAACAACAAUGCGCUGCCGACUCUGAAAAGCACUCUCUCCGCUAGGAAUUUAUUCGCGGGGCGGGAUAUUCUGAAUCAGAUCACUGAGUUCUGCAAUGAAUUGAAAAGACUAGCCACGAGAUCGAGGGAGAGAGAGAAUGAAGAUAGGUUGAAUGUGAGGAAGAUUAGUGUAGAGGGUGUGGAGGAGGAAGAGGUAGAGAAGACGGGGGAGCAGAUUAAAGGUGAGGCUUUAAGUGAACUGAAUGGGAGGGAGAGAGAACGGAAACCAUUGUUUGCGGUCAGUAAUGAGAGAUCUCAAGGAACUGAGAAAAGCAAUGUUAAGGAGAAGUUGAGGAUAAAGAAAAAUGAUGAGGCAGAGAACAUCCCCAUCUCUGUGAAUUUGGAAUAUGUAAAGCGCAAAGGGGACGAGAAGUUGCAAAUUCGGACAAAUCCUCCCUCACCACAAUGCUUUUCUGCCACAAAGGGCCCUGGAAAAACAACACCUUCAAAGAUUUCCAAAUCCAAGCUAAUGGAAAGGGGAAUCCUUCAAGAACAGAACAAGAAAAUGGAGGAGUCGAAGGAGGAGUCCAUAUACAAAGGAAAAGCUCUUCCUAUUGUUGAUGGAAGAGAAGCAAGAACUUUGGAUGUAUUUUGGUUUCUGAAGCCUUGCACAAUGUCCAGCUAGAUGAUCAGAUUCAUUCUUUGAUUCUUUGAUUUUUUAUUUAUUUAUUUUUUGCCAUCAUAAAAACUUCUCUGCAUAGUUCCCUUGUAUGAUACAUUAAUUCUUUUUCCUUACACCCUCUACUUUCCCUCCCUUCUUUCAUCCAUUUUGUUGCCAAUAAAAGAAACUGUAAGUAAUAUUCAACAAUUAUAGUUAGAUCAGUUUCUAUGAAUAAUAUACAUAUUAUAUUUUGUUUUCUUGGAUCACCA
This is a messenger RNA of Ziziphus jujuba (common jujube), 1584 nucleotides long. RefSeq lists its product as uncharacterized. Lineage: Eukaryota; Viridiplantae; Streptophyta; Magnoliopsida; Rosales; Rhamnaceae. The transcript is spliced from 6 exons. The coding region runs from base 227 to 1339 and encodes 370 amino acids. The record is from RefSeq and is a predicted model, not a curated record.